AUGGCGGCCCGGAGCGCCCCGAGCUGCCACCUGCGGCUCGAGUGGGUGUACGGCUACCGGGGCCACCAGUGCCGCAACAACCUCUACUACACGGCGGCCAAGGAGAUCGUGUACUUCGUGGCGGGCGUCGGCGUGGUGUACAGCCCGCGGGAGCACCGGCAGAAGUUCUACCGCGGCCACAGCGACGACAUCAUCAGCCUUGCAUUGCAUCCUGAACGAGUAUUAGUAGCAACCGGACAAGUUGGGAAAGAGCCUUAUAUCUGUGUUUGGGAUUCAUACACAGUACAGACCAUAUCGGUUCUGAAGGAUGUUCAUACACAUGGUAUAGCUUGCUUAGCAUUCGACUUAGAUGGCCAGCGCUUGGUUUCAGUUGGACUCGAUUCAAAAAAUGCAGUUUGUGUUUGGGAUUGGAAAAGGGGAAAAAUGUUAUCUAUGGCUCCUGGUCACACGGAUAGAAUAUUUGAUAUUUCUUGGGAUUUGUACCAGCCAAAUAAACUUGUCAGCUGUGGUGUAAAACAUAUCAAGUUCUGGAGUUUAUGUGGAAAUGCUCUGACCCCAAAACGAGGAGUCUUUGGUAAGACUGGCGACCUUCAAACAAUAUUGUGCCUGGCCUGUGCAAGAGAUGAGUUAACAUAUUCUGGUGCACUCAAUGGGGAUAUAUAUGUAUGGAAAGGAAUCAAUCUCAUUCGAACAAUACAAGGGGCCCAUACUGCAGGAAUUUUUAGCAUGAAUGCUUGUGAAGAAGGCUUUGCCACUGGUGGCAGAGAUGGCUGUAUUCGUCUUUGGGAUUUAACUUUUAAACCAAUUACUGUGAUUGAUCUCAGGGAAACAGACCAGGGAUACAAAGGUUUGUCUGUGAGGAGUGUUUGUUGGCGAGGUGACCACAUUCUAGUUGGAACACAGGACAGUGAAAUUUUUGAAAUUGUGGUGCAUGAAAGAAAGAAACCCUUCCUAAUUAUGCAAGGGCAUUGUGAGGGUGAACUCUGGGCACUUGCCAUCCAUCCUACAAAACCUUUGGCCGUGACUGGAAGUGAUGAUCGUUCAGUCAGGAUAUGGAGCCUAGUAGAUCAUGCAUUAAUAGCAAGGUGUAAUAUGGAAGAACCAAUUCGUUGUGCAGCUGUAAAUGUAGAUGGAAUCCAUCUUGCCCUUGGAAUGAAGGAUGGCUCAUUCACUGUACUUAGAGUAAGAGAUAUGACGGAAGUUGUACAUAUUAAAGAUAGGAAAGAGGCAAUUCAUGAGUUAAAAUAUUCACCAGAUGGAACUUACCUUGCUGUUGGAUGCAACGACAGCUCAGUUGAUAUUUAUGGAGUUUCUCAGCGUUACAAAAAAAUGGGGGAAUGUGUGGGAUCACUUAGUUUCAUCACUCAUCUGGACUGGUCCUCAGACAGUAGAUACUUGCAGACUAAUGAUGGAAAUGGUAAAAGACUUUUUUAUAGGAUGCCAGGAGGUAAAGAAGUGACAAAUAAAGAUGAAACAAAAGGUGUUCACUGGGCUUCAUGGACAUGUGUUUCAGGCCUUGAAGUAAAUGGAAUUUGGCCCAAGUAUUCAGAUAUUAAUGAUAUAAAUUCAGUAGAUGGAAACUAUAUUGGACAAGUUUUAGUUACAGCUGAUGACUAUGGAAUUGUAAAAUUAUUUCGAUAUCCUUGUUUAAGAAAAGGGGCCAAGUUUAGAAAAUAUAUUGGCCAUUCGGCUCACGUAACUAAUGUCAGAUGGUCACAUGAUCAUCAGUGGGUUAUUUCUAUCGGUGGAGCAGAUCACGCCGUCUUUCAGUGGAGAUUUAUUCCUGAAAGAAAACUAAAAGAUGCUCUUCACAUAGCACCCCAAGAAAGUCUGGCUGACUCUAACAGUGAUGAAUCAGAUUCAGAUCUGUCUGAUGUUCCAGAACUGGAUUCUGAAAUUGAACAAGAGACACAGCUCACUUACCGUCGGCAGGUUUACAAAGAAGAUCUACCUCAGCUUAAAGAACAAUACAAAGAGAAACAAAAAAGUGGCACUUCUAAAAGAAGAGAGCGGGCUCCAGGAAAUAGUAUUCGAUUACACUUUGUUCAUGGUUACAGAGGUUAUGACUGUCGAAGUAAUCUGUUUUAUACUCAAAUUGGUGAAAUUGUGUACCAUGUGGCAGCAGUGGGUGUCAUUUAUAAUCGACAACAGAACACACAGCGCUUCUACCUGGGUCAUGAUGAUGAUAUUCUCUGCCUGGCUAUCCAUCCUUUGAAAGACUAUGUGGCAACAGGCCAGGUAGGUAGGGAUCCCUCAGUUCACAUAUGGGAUACAGAGACCAUUAAACCAUUGUCUAUAUUAAAGGGCUACCACCAAUAUGGUGUCUGUGCUGUUGAUUUCUCAGCGGAUGGGAAACGUUUGGCUUCGGUUGGAAUAGAUGAGAGCCACACUGUUGUGCUGUGGGACUGGAAGAAAGGCGAGAAACUUUCAAUAGCAAGAGGCAGUAAAGAUAAGAUUUUUGUCGUAAAGAUGAACCCCUACGUGCCUGAUAAAUUGAUUACAGCUGGAAUUAAACACAUGAAAUUUUGGCGUAGAGCAGGGGGAGGAUUGGUUGGCAGAAAAGGCUACAUAGGCACACUGGGGAAGAAUGAAACAAUGAUGUGUGCGGUGUAUGGAUGGACAGAAGAGAUGGCUUUUUCUGGAACGUCCACAGGAGAUGUGUGCAUCUGGAGAGACAUCUUUCUUGUAAAAACAGUUAAAGCACAUGAUGGGCCCGUAUUCAGUAUGCAUGCAUUGGAAAAGGGAUUUGUUACUGGAGGAAAAGAUGGUGUAGUCGCACUUUGGGAUGACUCCUUUGAGAGAUGUCUCAAGACCUAUGCUAUAAAAAGAGCUGCUUUGGCCCCAGGAUCUAAAGGUCUUCUCUUGGAAGAUAACCCAUCUAUACGUGCCAUAUCGUUAGGACAUGGUCAUAUUUUAGUUGGCACAAAGAAUGGUGAAAUACUAGAAGUGGAUAAAAGUGGCCCAAUAACACUUCUGGUUCAGGGACACAUGGAAGGAGAAGUGUGGGGUUUGGCCACACAUCCUUAUCUGCCCAUCUGUGCUACUGUAAGUGAUGACAAAACCUUGAGAAUAUGGGAUCUCUCUCCUAGUCACUGUAUGCUGGCUGUCCGGAAACUGAAAAAGGGUGGACGAUGCUGCUGUUUUUCUCCUGAUGGUAAAGCUUUAGCUGUAGGUCUCUGUGAUGGAAGUUUCUUAAUGGCAAAUGCAGAUACUCUCGAGGAUCUUGUAUCUUUUCACCACAGAAAAGAUAUUAUUUCAGAUAUCCGAUUCUCUCCAGGUUCUGGAAAAUAUCUCGCAGUAGCAUCCCAUGACAGCUUUGUGGAUAUAUACAAUGUAAUGAGCAGUAAACGAGUGGGAAUAUGCAAAGGCGCUACGAGUUAUAUCACCCAUAUUGACUGGGACAUUAGAGGAAAACUCUUACAGGUUAACACUGGUGCUAAAGAACAGUUAUUCUUUGAAGCUCCCAGAGGGAAAAGACAAACCAUCCCCAGGAUGGAGGUAGAAAAAAUUGGUUGGGCAUCAUGGACAAGUGUGCUUGGUUUGUGCUGUGAGGGAAUUUGGCCAGUAAUUGGAGAAGUCACAGAUAUAACUGCCUCUUGCCUCACCCAUGACAAAAUGGUUCUAGCCACUGGGGAUGAUUUGGGAUUUGUGAAGUUAUUUAGAUAUCCCGCUAAAGGAAAAUUUGGAAAGUUUAAGAGGUAUGUGGCUCAUAGUACACAGGUCACAAAUGUGCGCUGGACUUGUGAUGACAGCAUGCUGGUGACCUUAGGAGGCGCGGAUAUGUCCUUAAUGGUUUGGACAAAUGAAAUGGAGGGCUCUCGAGAAAAAAGGCCUUGUGAUAGUGAAGAAUCUGAUACAGGCUCUGAAGAAGAUGGGGGCUACGACAGUGAUGUUACAAGGGAGAAUGAAAUCAGUUACACCAUCAGAGCCUUAUCAACAAAUAUUCGUCCAAUGUUUGGAAUCAAGCCUCAUUUGCAACAAAAAGAACCCUCAAUUGAUGAGAGGCAGGGGAUAGUAAGAGGUUCCAGGCCCCCCGUGAGCAGGGCCCCGCCACAGCCAGAGAAACUCCAGACAAACAAUGUUGGCAAGAAAAAAAGACCCAUAGAGGAUCUCAUGUUGGAGCUUGUUUUUGGCUAUCGAGGCAGAGACUGUAGGAAUAAUGUUCACUAUUUAAAUGAUGGUGAUGAUAUAAUUUAUCAUACUGCAUCCAUUGGAAUUCUGCACAAUGUUGCUACAGGAACUCAGAGUUUUUAUCAGGAACAUAAUGAUGAUAUUCUGUGCCUCACUGUAAAUCAGCAUCCCAAAUUCAUCAACAUAGUAGCAACUGGCCAAGUAGGUGAUUCAGCAGACAUGUCACCUACAGCUCCUUCUGUCCACAUCUGGGAUGCAGUGAACAAGCAGACGUUAGCUAUACUAAGAUGCUACCAUUCGAAGGGCGUGUGUUCAGUCAGCUUCAGUGCUACUGGCAAACUCUUGCUGUCUGUGGGACUAGACCCAGAACAUACUGUUACCAUUUGGAGAUGGCAGGAAGGUGCCAAAAUUGCCAGCAAAGCUGGUCACAACCAACGUAUUUUUGUGGCAGAAUUCCGACCAGACUCAGAUUCCCAGUUUGUCUCUGUGGGAGUAAAGCACGUGAAGUUCUGGACACUGGCGGGAAGGGCUCUUCUGAGCAAAAAAGGGCUGCUGAGCACCCUCGAAGAUGCCCGGAUGCAGACCAUGCUGGCUGUUGCAUUUGGUGCAAAUAACUUGACGUUUACAGGUACCAUCAGUGGAGAUGUCUGCGUGUGGAAAGAUCACAUACUGUGUAGAGUUGUGGCCAGAGCCCACAACGGGCCUGUGUUUGCCAUGUACACCACCCUGCGAGACGGACUGAUUGUGACGGGGGGCAAGGAAAGGCCGUCAAAAGAAGGAGGGGCAGUCAAACUGUGGGAUCAGGAGCUGAGGCGAUGCCGUGCCUUCCGGCUGGAGACAGGACAAGUCACAGAUUGCGUCCGUUCCGUGUGCAGAGGCAGAGGCAAGAUACUAGUUGGGACAAGGAAUGCUGAAAUAAUUGAAGUUGGAGAGAAAAAUGCAGCAUGUAAUAUUUUAGUUAAUGGUCAUGUGGACGGACCCAUAUGGGGACUUGCAACACAUCCUUCCAGGGAUUUUUUCCUCUCUGCUGCUGAAGAUGGGACAGUGAGACUCUGGGAUAUUGCUGAUAAAAAGAUGUUAAACAAAGUGAAUUUGGGACAUGCUGCUCGUACUGUGUGUUACAGCCCUGAAGGGGACAUGGUGGCUAUAGGAAUGAAAAAUGGAGAAUUUAUUAUUUUAUUGGUGAGCUCUCUAAAAAUAUGGGGAAAGAAGAGAGACAGACGAUGUGCAAUCCAUGAUAUCAGAUUUAGUCCAGAUUGCCGGUUCCUGGCAGUGGGUUCUAGUGAGAACUCGGUGGAUUUUUAUGACUUGUCAUUGGGCCCCACCCUUAACAGAACCAGCUACUGCAAAGACAUCCCCAGCUUCGUCAUCCAAAUGGACUUCUCCGCAGACAGCAGAUACCUCCAGGUGUCCACUGGUUGCUAUAAACGGCAUGUCUACGAAGUGCCUUCGGGAAGACAUCUUACAGAUCAGGCUGCCAUUGAUAGAAUUACUUGGGCUACAUGGACCAGCAUUCUAGGAAGUGAAGUUAUGGGAAUCUGGUCCAGGCACGCUGAGAAAGCAGAUGUCAACUGUGCCUGUGUGUCUCAUUCAGGAAUCAGCCUUGUGACAGGAGAUGACUUUGGCAUGGUUAAGUUAUUUGACUUCCCAUGCCCUGAAAAAUUUGCAAAGCAUAAAAGGUUCUUAGGUCAUUCACCCCAUGUGACAAAUAUUCGAUUUACCAGUGGUGAUCGACACGUGAUUAGUGCUGGAGGUGAUGACUGCAGUUUGUUUGUCUGGAAGUGUGUACACACGCCCCAUUGAAAGACGUGGAUGCUGGGAAGACUGAAUAAACAGCCUUGAGAAACCAGAAUUACAGACGAGGGAGAAGUCAAGUGGUGCUAAUUUAAGAUUGUAACAGGGAUAUAUGCCCAGAAUCAUCAAAAUAUAAGAUGGAUAAGUUCAAAAUAUUUAUUAUAUGCACUGAGUAACUGUAAUCCAUACACUGCCAGAUAAUUACAAUUCAAGGAAGGACAAAAUAAAUACUUAAUAGUGAGAGCCAACCCCCAUUUGGGGGGAGUGUGCAAAUUUGGCAGACCUGCUGGCGAGGCAAACCAAAACCUUAAAAACCCAACUCGGAUUAUUUUCAUCAUCCUUUAACACAACACUUUCCUUUUAGAAAGUUUGUGGUUCACAGUUUAAGUGAAAUAUAUCCUUAUGUUUCUGUAAGGAAAGGAAACACACCAUCACCCUAAAGGAUGUUUUUAAAAGGCAAACCUUAUUUUCCCUGAGGAGACACACACAAACUUCCCUGGAGGACAUACUACUUCUGCAGCAUCAAGAAAAGCCCUUUUUAUAAAUGAGUGUUCUCCUGGCAUUUGUAGUACAGGGACAAAUCCAAAGUUACUAGCAUAUGAUUGCUACAUUUUCAUUUUUGAGCUAUCCAUCCUCAUCUUUAUUCAGAAGUUAUUUCUAUAUUUGAAAAGUUAAAAUUAUAGCCUCAUUAAUGAAGAAGUAGUAUGAUGAACAAUCAUUUCCAACUGUGUACUGUUUUUUAAGGUUUAGAUAGCAAUAGUAUUUAAAUGGGAGAGCAUACUGAAUAUUUAAAGAUAUACUCCAAUAGAAACAUGUUUAACAUGUAAACUAAAGAGUUAAAUUCACAUUUACAAAGUUAUACAAUUUAGUUAAUUCUUGAAAAAAUAUUUUUACAGCUUUUUAUUUUUUUAAUUGGAAAAUCUGUUUAGAUGUAUGCCACCCAUAGCCAACUUCCAAAAGGAAUGAAUACAAGUUCACUUUUCAAACUUGUCUAUUUCUUUUUGGUGGGUUGGGGCUGAACUCUUAGAUCUUUAUUCCUAUUCACUUUAAAUGCUGCCAAAGAUCAGUAUUUGCCAUUCAGGAAUAUGCUGUUUAGCCUAUCUGUAGUUUCCUGAAGAUUGGAAAUUAUGUAAACUGAUAUUUAAAAAUAUAUUUUUCUAAGUGUGAAGAAGAUUAUGAUGCUCUAUUGGUCCUAUGAAUUUUUAUUUUAAUGUGUUAUCUUUGUAGCAUAAUAGGCCCCUUCAGGUGUCUGGAAAUCUUAGUUUUUGUAUGUCCAACGCCUUGUAAAUACUAAAAACAGAAAUGGUCAAAUUACAUCGCAAGAAAGCCUAACCAGUGAUUAAAGCUGGUCAGUUUUAAAGCUUGGAAUAGCUGUGUUAAAAGAACUGAUUAAAGGUGUUUAAGAAACUUGAAACAUAAGAUCAUAUUCUUUCAUUAUUUACAUCAGUCUCCUAAAUAAAGGCAAAUUUUAGAAUACACUAGUAUUACAUUUUUAUUCAUGUAUAUUAUAAAGGAGCAGUCAACAAAUUAAAGGGGGAAAAAAUCCCCUGAAUCCCUCUUUCCCUCCAUUUUUGAGACUUUUGGCAGUCAAGUUUGCAGGUUUUUGGCUAAAGAGAAAUUCUAUUUCCAUCACAAUGCAAAUAGAAACUCUACUCACCUUAAGCAAGUAGGAUAAAAUUGCUUCCAUUGCAUUUUUUCUUCCAAGUGGCCAACUUGAUGAGCCAACCUUGCUCACUGUUGUCAGUUCAUGACUGAAGGUCGUAUUGAAUUUAAGGAGUCAUCCAUGAGUACCUUGCUCUUUUGCUUUUACCAGCCAUCAAACUAAGGGAAGGUGAAAAACCACCAUAGACCAUGGAGAUUCUGCUGUUCAUUUUUUUAACCCAGAGAGAAUUAUGUGUGUGUGCACGCAGCACCUGACUAUGCUCCUGAAUUUGUAAGCUGAGACUUCUGGCACCUUUAGCCUGUUUCUGUAUAUAAACGCAUGCCAAAGCACACUGCACCCUGUGCCAUGCACUGCUUACCGUGAGCCACACCUUUUCCCUUCCAUUUUUUGUGAUCCUUUUGGAUGAUGGUUCAUUUUAGACCAAAUUACCCAACAAAUGUUUUAGAAUCAACCUUAGCUCUCCCAUAAACCAUAGCAACUGAAAAAUAAGAUUAAACUCUUAAAUAUGUUUCCAGGCAAUGUCUAUUAACUAGCAAGAAACAACUCAAUCUUAGCAUGUUAUUUCCUUGUAAAAUGGCUGAACUAAACCACACCAGCCCUUGUUUCCCACUUAUGUCUUUUAUAGUGGAAUUAUGACACUGCAACUACAAAACAUUUAUAAACGAUGCUAAAUAUCUGUUUAAAUUUCUGGAAGUACAAUUUAAAACAAAUUUCUUCUGCAGAGAUGUGAAAAGCAUCUCAAGUACUAACACUGGAAUGAAUAUAUGCCUUAAAUUCAAUGGAGCCCACUUUUUAGAAGAGGAGGAAUGGUCACUUCACUCACACCUCACUGGCAACUCUGUGCUCUCCUGUGCUUUGUCUUUACUUUGGAAUCAGCACAGCAAAGUGCAACUUACAAAAUUGUUAACGGUUAUCUUUCUUCUCCCAAUGGAAGAGCAGCAGCCACAAAACAACAGACUGCUGGUUUCAGGCUCUUAAACAUGGGUUGACACGUGUGGUUUCAUUCUCUCUUGAGGAUGUGAUUGAAGAAGUCACUGAACUUUUUUACAUUUACAUUUAAUUUGGUCGUCAGAAUGUUUGAGUCUUUAUUAUCCCUUUUGCAUUAAUUCGCUUUUUUCUAACCAACUUUUAGCUUUACUUUUUAAAAAACUGUACAUCAAGUCUUUAAAAUCAGCGAUCCGUUUAAUUCUAAAGUUUUUGACACUUCUUGCCUUAACAAUUUUAAAAACCACAAACACAUAACUGUAUUUUAAUUCAGUAGUCAAAAAGUUUAGUCCUACUUUGCAAUUUAUCCAUCUGAUCUCUGUAAUUAUAUAGUCUGACAUUUAAAAUAUACUACUGAAAUCUAAUUUUUACAUUUAAAAAAUUAUCUUCAGUAACUAUAUUUUCUGGAAUUAUUUCUGAGAAUGUUUUUCAGAAUGGGAGAAUAUAUAUGUAUAGCUAUAUAAUCUUGUGAAUUUCAAGUCUGUUCUCUGAUACCUAUGUAUAUAUACUUGUAAAAACUUUUGUAUAAUUUUGUGAUAAUGUAGUUCUCCAAAAUAUUUAUUUUAAAAGUAUAUGUUAACAGUAAAUGAAAAACAUUUUAAGUAA
This is a messenger RNA of Myotis myotis, 9178 nucleotides long. RefSeq names its product EMAP like 5 (gene EML5). The record is from RefSeq and is a predicted model, not a curated record. Gene Ontology annotation, molecular function: microtubule binding. Lineage: Eukaryota; Metazoa; Chordata; Mammalia; Chiroptera; Vespertilionidae. The coding region runs from base 1 to 5934 and encodes 1977 amino acids. The transcript has 44 exons.